Molecule: messenger RNA, 2334 nt
Organism: Hemiscyllium ocellatum (epaulette shark)
Lineage: Eukaryota; Metazoa; Chordata; Chondrichthyes; Orectolobiformes; Hemiscylliidae
Gene: mzt2b
Product: mitotic spindle organizing protein 2B
Exons: 5
Coding region: 322-1017 (231 amino acids)
Cellular component (GO): spindle; centrosome
Source: RefSeq, a predicted model, not a curated record
GUUGCACCUGCUUUGUGCCUCGACCCUGGGACCGUUUGUGCGAGGCCGCAGUUUCCAGCCGGCGGCCGUGGAGGAAGCGCAGGGCCGGCGGUUGCUAAGGGCCGGCGGGUUGCGGGGAAGGCGAGAACCAACAAAGGCCCGAAGGAGGACACGGCGGGGCGGGGGGCUCGGAGUCCGGCUGAAGGCGGCAGCGGCAGCGGCAGCGGCAGCUCGGUGUACAUCCGACGGAGGUCUCCUCACCGGCUGAAUUAUCUCUGUCUGCCACGGGUGAAGUGCCCGAAGAUUGGAUUUCAGUUUGAAGGACUGUUCCAGUGAUUACAGAUGGCUGUACCACAGCAGGCUGAGAGUUCUGGCCUCGAGGCACAGCAAACCCUCCUGGCCACAGUCAGUGGAAACGUACAGAAAUACGCAGUCAAGAAGAAGAAGAUUCUCAGUGCAGAAGAGCUAGAGUUGUAUGAGCUAACGCAAGCUGCUGGUAUUGUCAUGGACCAGGAAGUCUUUAAGAUAAUUGUGGAUUUGUUGAAGAUGAACGUGGCUCCAUUGGCAGUUUUCCAGAUGCUGAAAGCCAUGUGCGCAGGACACCGAAUUGCAGAGAUGUCUUCAACUGAGACGCCAUGCACAACAACACAGAGCAACCUUGCAGACACCAGAGAGCAUUCGUUUAUCUCCGCAAAGAACAGUAAAAUCCCAGCACUCUCCUUUUCCUCUGCCCUUCGAUCUCCGAGACUAGCCACUAAGAUUGUGGUCUACAACCCUGCUGAUGCUUGCUCACCUCUCUCUCAAGGUCCCCCUGGUUCCUUCCAGUUUUCUUGCUGCCUGUUCUCACCCUUCUCAGUGAGAAAUAAAUCCAACACUGCCAUCAGUGGAGCACAGACACAGAUGGAGCGAAGCACCAGCCGUGAAGGAUCCAGCCAGCGGGUGCCACGGCAGCCUAGUGCAACCAGAGUCCCCAAAGGCAGUGGUGCUGGGAAAACUACAGGAAGUGGCAGCAGCUCACAAACAACAUCCAGUCAGUAAUCUAAAGAGUGUUUACCAUCUGAUAUACAGCAUUGCUGGGCAGGCCAUGUUUAAAAUGGGGUCCAGAUCUGCUUUUUGGUUUGUUUCCCUCAUCUGUUGACUAUUUGGUAGCAAGUGAAGUCAACUGCCACUGGACUGGUGAGAUCCCUUUGAAUUUUUUAUGUUGGUGCAAGUUUGCAGGAAUAAACUUGGUUCUAUGACUGUCAUCUUUCUCACUGUAUGUGAGAUCCAGUAAUUCAGGAUUUUUCUUUCAUAUUUUAUAUCUUGCUGCAAAAACAUCAGUUAAGAGGUGCUGUUAGAAAUGAAAAAUGCUGGCCAAUAUUGAGGUAAGUAAAUUCCUAUGCAAGUUCACCAGAUGAAACUAGACAGAUAGGUAGAGAACAUAUUUUCUGCUUCACCCUGGACACUAGUACUUCUUUCCCUUAAGUGAAAAUUACAUUGAGGCAAGUAUUGUGGACUAUUUCAUAAUAAUAGGAGUGGCCCAUUCAGUUCUUAAAGCCUGCACUGCCACUCACUUAAAUGGAGGCUGCUUUGUAUGAAUAUCUACUUACCUUCAAUUUUAAAUGGAAAACAAUAGGCAGUGAGCACCAAAAUCAAUAUAGAAUCCUUACAAUGUGGAAGCAAGCCAUUCAGCCCAUUGAGUCCUCACUGAACCUCUUAAGAGCAUGCCUCUCAGACCCACCUUCCAACACUAUACCUGUAACCCUGUGUUUCCCAUGUCUAAUCCAGUUAGCCUGCACAUCUCUGGAUGUUGUGGGCAAUUUAGUAUUGCCAAUCCACCUAACUUGCACAUCAUUGGACUGUGGGAGGAAACCUGAGCACCUGGGGAAAAUCCAUGUGCCCAUGGAGAUAAUGUGCAGACUUCACACAGACAGGUGGAAUUGAACUUGUUUCCAGUUCUCUGAAUGCUUUGGACAAUUGCUGGUGUUCCUGGUCCUUUGUGCUGUGAAGCAGCAGUGCUAACCACUGAGCCGCAGUGCUGCCCCAUGUGCAAUUAGUUGCCAAGCUCUUGGGGGCUGAACAAUGAAUGACUAAAGCAGAAUCUUAAUUUCCUAUAACUAUCACUCUGUUAGCAUACAAAUUCACAAGUUUCACCAUGAGCAUAUAUUCUCUUUAAACUGAUGACCGCAACCCUACUGCAUCUCCCCUGCUACCAAUCAAAGGUUGAUCAUGACAUCCACAGAUUAGCAGAUCUCUAGCUACUUACAGUAACCUGUUGGUGUAUAGCUAAAACAGUGCUUAUGAUGUACAACAUAUUUUGUGUGCAUGUAUCUUUCAAAGGCGAUACACGCUCCAAAUAAACUACUUGUAUUGUUA